Molecule: messenger RNA, 1762 nt
Organism: Aspergillus calidoustus
Lineage: Eukaryota; Fungi; Ascomycota; Eurotiomycetes; Eurotiales; Aspergillaceae
Source: the annotation of a GenBank genome assembly
CAGCGAUUCGUUGUCUCGUCGAGGAUAUCGCGUCACAAUUGGACCUGCAGUCUAUGCAGGUUUUAUUUUGCCCAAGCGAUCAUUCGCUCAUUUAGCCUGCGACCAAUCCAGUCGGCACUACGCCAAGCCGCAGCGUAAGACGGAGGUCUGUCUGCGCCAGAAGGAUUUGGACUCCGGAGCUUGUAAUAUUUGUGGAAAAAGCAAUCUGAACGGCCGGGCUGAGACUGCCCCAGCAUUGUUCACCAUCUGUCGCGCUUCUUUGUCAGAAAAAGAUGCCCCCAGCAGGCUCUUCAAUGAUUUGCCCCUGAGAUCGGUAGGGUUUGUUGUUUUCCAAUGACACCGCCCUCCAAGGACAAAUGAACUUUUCUGGCCACUCGUAACGGCCACUCGUAACGGCCAUUCGUGAAGACCACCCGCAGGGAAGCAGGCUAGUCUGGCGUCAGCUGUCUGUGGCAUUGAGUUUGCGGCGCUGCUCAAUUCUUAGCAGAGGGCUUAUAAGAUCUCCUUCUCCCACUCCUUCCCCCUUUGUCCCUACUAGUACUCAGUUUCUUCCUACCAGCUAACUCAUUGGCAGUUGUUUUGCACGGCGUUGUUAUUUUCCAUUGGUCCUACCAGUGAUGUCUCCCAAUCAGUUUUCUUCCGGCCAUUGCUCCUCAUUAGUAAGGCCUGAUGAGAAUGAACCCUGGCCUUCGCAGCUCUUCCCUGCUGGCCAUGCCGACCUACCCAACAAUCUCACGAAGCAGCAAGAUACCACUGACUCAGUGGAUAUCGUAACCGCCGCAACGCCCCAGCAGUCAUACACCAUGUCGGCUGCGUGCAAUUCGGACUUUUCGAUACCUUCCGUUCCUGCGAACCCUCAUUGGCUCGCAUAUACCACAGCGCCCUCUGCAGCUUUCGGGCACUUCAACCAGCCUGCCGCUCGCCAACCAAUUGAGUUCCCACAGAGCAGCGAUAUUUAUGCGCCUCAACAGCAGCUUUCAAUUAGGAACUCCACGCAGCAAAUCGGAGAUUCACUUCAGGGCCUUAUAGCCACAUCGCACCGCCCCGCAGCUCAGAGGGUACAUGCUGCAACCCCUAGGACGGACCCUCCACGAGCAUUCAUAUGCGAAUGGCGUGGUUGCACCUACACCGGAACCUUUUCCCAACUCGCGCAGUUGAGGCGACACGUUGAUACUCAGCACGUCAACCCCCGAUCGUUCGUAUGCCUCAUCCCUGGUUGUGACAAGGUUUUCAAUCGCAAGGACAACCUUAGAAUGCACCUGCGGCAGAUACAUGAAUGCGAUAAAUGGUUUUGGGAAUCCCUGACGGGGAAGCGGGAGACGGAUCCAGGCGAUCCCAGUGGUGAAUGGGGACUUGAGUGACACUGCUGCGCGCAAUGAGGCUGGGACAGACUGGCUUUGAUCGGCCCCAAACUCCUUUCCUUUCGUGACUCGAUUCUUCCAUUUCGUUCUCAUUUGAUGAAGACGUAUCCAUUGCAUAGGCCUUUGUAUCCCCCAAAAUUGUCUAGCCCACCCGAGCGUCGCUGUUGUGUCUGAUUAACAUCUGGAAAAGCGUUCAGACUGUAUUGUUUUAUUAAACAUAACCAUCGUCGCCUGAAUACUGGGCUGGCUCAUUGCUAUACGAAGUGGAGAGGAGAUAAGUUGGAAGGUUGCCCCAAGGGUCCAUUCACGUAGUAGUCUCGCAGUGUCGCUAUAUAUAUAACUCCAAGAAUACCAUAUGGACGAUCAGCGUGACAAUCUUCAGUUACUAGUAUGCCUUGGAC